AUGAUCCAAUAUUUUUUAAUUAUUCAAUCGGACCAUAUUACUGUGAAGCUAUUGAUUUUUGCCCCAGGGAAUAUAUAUGCAAAUGACGUUGCUAAUUUAUUAUACAAAGACACUGAUACAGAAUAUGGUAAAUUUCGUAAAUUAAAAUCAGAUAAUACUAAUAUUAUACGUUUGUGGAAGUAUUUUAAUGAUAGCUUGAUAAAAAUUAGAUCAAAUAAUGUAUCUGAAUUUUAUAGAGCAAUCAUCGAAGUCCUCAAACUAACUCGUAAUGUCAAUCAUAAACUUUCAAUUACUUAUCAUCCAAUGAUUUCUGGUAUUUCAAAGGGUGGUCAUCAAUCGUUAAUCACAGUUUUGAGGAAACGUUCUACAACAGCUAGAUGUCAAGAUCAUCCAAACACUGCCUUAUGGAUUGAUAGGAUUAUUAUACAAUGA
Messenger RNA from Lodderomyces pseudojiufengensis, 432 nucleotides. RefSeq lists its product as uncharacterized. The transcript has 2 exons. The record is from RefSeq and is a predicted model, not a curated record. The coding region runs from base 1 to 432 and encodes 143 amino acids. NCBI's taxonomy places the organism in Eukaryota, Fungi, Ascomycota, Pichiomycetes, Serinales, Debaryomycetaceae.